Uranotaenia lowii is the source of this 3352-nucleotide messenger RNA. RefSeq names its product WD repeat-containing protein 6-like. Gene Ontology annotation, cellular component: cytoplasm. The record is from RefSeq and is a predicted model, not a curated record. Gene Ontology annotation, biological process: tRNA methylation. Gene Ontology annotation, molecular function: protein binding. The transcript has 4 exons. Lineage: Eukaryota; Metazoa; Arthropoda; Insecta; Diptera; Culicidae. The coding region runs from base 144 to 3212 and encodes 1022 amino acids.
AAAUCCGCACAAGUUUUUAUCAUUUUACGUUCUGUUAAAUCCCAAAGUAUUUAUGCGCAAAUAAGCAACAGACACCAAAUCAGGUUAAAAUUUUCCAUUUUUGUACGACAAGUAUCUUGCAAUUUUCUGUUGACAAUCUCCCGAUGCGUGUUCAAACGGAUGCCACCAGCAUUCGCGUGGUGCCGGGAAAUAAGUUGCUUUUCUCUAUCGGAAAUGAAUUGAAUUUAUUGUUCCUGUCAGAGGAUGGAUCCACUCGGAAAAGCUCGCUCCGGGUGCCGGAAGUAACAGACAAAAUUCGAGGCAUUGACUUCAGACAAGAACGCUCAAAUUAUGUUGCAGAUGGAAGUCUGCUGGUGCUGUUUCAUGCCGGCUACCGGUUGUUCUCUGUUCUCUUAAAUCAAGACAACACAUUCUCCGAAUGUAGCCAUAUACCAAUAAAAUGCAACAUGACAUCUGACAUGUUAUUUUUCCCGAGCAGUUUGUCUGGUGAAGACGUGUUGCUGAUGCACUCUCGCGACCGUAUUGACGAUUGGAUCAGUUGCAGUCGACUCAUGUCAGAUGGGUCUACUAUCUGCCUCAUUACGGCCCAUGGAGUUGCCAUCCGACUCACCAGGUUACAAUGCGGCGCCUGGUUCAUCGAUAACCGCAGCAUUUGUAAGGAUCGGUCGACCUUGUACUGUUCGACGAUCGUGGGAGAUCGAUGGGCCGAUUUGAUGUUUCUAAGCGGAACGGCAUUGGGCCUACUGGUGGUUUGGAACGUGCUCGGACAUACCUUGUGCAGCUUAUCGGCUCACAAUGGAGUUAUCUUCAGCAUUCAAUGUGAUUUGGAGCUCGGAAUGCUUGUGACUACGUCCGAUGAUCGCUCGGUAAAGUUUUGGACCAUGCGAGCUCACAAUGAUUCGCAGCUUGAACUUCACGAAAAAAAAUAUUGCUUUGGUCAUACGGCCAGGGUGUUUCAUAGCCAGAUCGUGCGAGAAGGCGAUAUAGUCGUAGUUGUUUCUAUUGGAGAGGAUUCCAACAUUUGCCUAUGGAGCUUGGAUGGUGAAUUAAUAACAAAGAAACGUAUGGAAGAUGGUUCAACUAUUUGGAACUUAGACUAUGAUUCGCAAUCCCAGACCGUUUUCACCUGUGCAAGCAAUGGGAACAUCGGUAAAUUUAUCAUAGCCGAAUAUCUUUGCCAAACGAGUCGGGUUCUAUUCGAAGAUAUAAGUCCAGCGAUUGGUAAUGAAUAUCUGAGUAAAGUGAAGUUUUUAGCAAACGAUAUGAUGGUAGCUGUGACUAAUCUAAACAGAAUUAUUCUGUUCAGCGAAUCGAAAAUAUUGGCCUCUUAUACAAUCACUUUCAAAUGCAGCAUACUGGACACAUUUGAAAGUCGAAUUUUUGUCGCAGGCGACAGUUUUCUCAGUGUAUUGGCGUUAAACGAAAAAUGCAAUACUAUAAGUCUAGUCGAAAAUCUUGAAUUGAGCUUUGUCUCUGAUCAAUCAACUUCAACCGGUUCCCCAGUAAAGUUCAGUAUAAUACGUUCCCUGCAUUGUUGUAGAUCCAAUGACUUGAUACUUUGCGAUAAUAACGGUCGAUGCUUAGUGUAUGAUUUACAAACACUGAAAAUCAAAUCAUCACAUCAACUGCCAAAAUCCGCUGAACGAUGGCUUACAUCUGUAUAUUGUACCGAAAAUCAUCUCCUACUAGCGGAUCGAAACGGUAACCUUUUUCUAUUUAAUAGGGGAAGUCCAGAACCAAUCCAUAAACUAUCCCAUCUGCAUGGGAAACUUGGAAUUACUCAAAUAAAGCAUCAAGAAUCAACACCCAGUGGACAAUUCCUGAUUACUUCCGGUCACGAUGGACAACUGAAAACCAUCUUCCUUCACAAUGUCAAGCAAACGCUGCAACUGUUUAGCUCCCAAAAAACGCCUAUUAGCUGGAUUGAUCGAAUUGAUAAUGGCUUGAUUAUGGGUUUCAACGAUUCACAUUUCGUCGUGGCAAAUGGACAAGAAAUACUGUUCCAAGUAAACUGCGGCGGAGGUCAUCGAUAUUGGGACUGCCGGUGGCCAUCGCGAUUGAUUUUCAUUCAGCACAAAAGACUACGGCAGGUUAAACUGCCGAUGGCGAUUUCGGGGCACGGUGGCUGUGAUCUGCUAACGAUACCUCGGUUCGGUUGGUAUGCCAAGGCGUGCAAUGAUGCAGAAGUGGUCGAGUGGAGCGAUAACGUUCGAUUGAUUAUUUCCGGUGGCGAAGAUAAUAUCAUUCGUGUAGAUCGGCUAGCAACAAGUGGGGACAGAGUGGAGAUGGUACCCGGUAUCCAAAUCCAUAGCCACAUAUCCAGCAUCAAAGCAUUGCUUUGCAUGGAGCACCCAUGUGAAAGAGGAAAGUUGUUACUCAUCUCCGCCGGAGGACGUGCUCAGCUCUGCAUUACAACUCUUGACAUGCUAACGAUGCGCUCAAAGGAAGUACUUCGCUAUAUGCUUCACGCCUCGGACUCUGAACGAUCCCGGUGGCGCACGAAUCGCAACGUCGCAUUCGAUCCCGAAACACGGUUCAUGUGUGUAACUGCAGUUUCAACAGCGCCACAGGAGCUCAAAUUAUUUGUCGGCUGUUCGGAUGGUUUUUUGCGCCAAUUUUCAUUGUCAGCGGAAAACGAUGGUUCUUACAAUCUGCACCCAACUGACGAAGUUUACUACGGAAAGUGUUUUCUUCGCCUAGCGAAGCUUAUGAUUUCUGGGAGAUCAGUGAUUCUAACGAUGGCCACUGAUGGUUUGAUUUGUUUUUGGGAUGCCGAAAACGCGAAGAAACCUUUGUACCAGGUGGAGCAUCAUAAGAGUGGCAUCAAUUCGUUCGAUAUUUGGCAACUACCUAAGGAAGGCGGAUUUCUGUUGGCCACGGGUGGUGAUGAUCAAUCUGUGGUUGUAAGCAAAAUUAACCUUAAAGCAAACGAAUUCGGGUUCUGUACAGAAAACCAACUUAGAUGGGAGGGCGCCCAUAGUGCUCAAGUUACCGGGAUUAAAUUCGCCGGACCGAGUUCUCUCUGGAGUACGAGUGUUGACCAAACCGUUCAACUUUGGUGCUUCGAAGGGUUCCAAAAGAUGACUACAUUGAAACGGCUAGUGACUUGCGUGGCUGAUAUCAAGGGCCUCGUAGUGUUGCCCAGUGGACCACCCACCGCUUUUGUUUACGGGUGUGGUUUCGAAUUCCUGGAUUUGGACGAAGAGUCUUGAAGGCGAAACGAAUGUAAAUUUAUUAAGUUAUCCAAGUUUUGAAUUAUUGUGUCUUUUUUCGGGUAUGGCCCCGUGAUGGACAACUUAGUCAUUCAUAUGCAUUUACUAGAUAUGAAAUAAAAGUUAUUUUUGAAGCAUAU